Molecule: messenger RNA, 6566 nt
Organism: Zootoca vivipara (common lizard)
Lineage: Eukaryota; Metazoa; Chordata; Lepidosauria; Squamata; Lacertidae
Source: RefSeq, a predicted model, not a curated record
GGCUUUUUUUCCCCUUUAAGAGGCGGCGCUGGAGCCGGAGCCAUUUUCCCUUCAGCGGCGUCGAGAAAUAAGAAGCCGGGGCGCCCCGGAGUCGGCCCGUUGCUGGCCUUAGCAGUAAGGAGGCGCCGAGAUAGCAGGAUCUUCUUGAGCCUUCGGAUUGUCCUCCAAAACAGAGGACAUGGCGUCGGGUAUCGGAUCCCCAUCGCCAUGCUCUGCAGGCAGCGACGAGGAAGAGAUGGAGAUCCUGCUGAACAACAGCAUCCACCAGCACCAAGAGCCGGAAGAAGAGCCAGAGGAAGAGCUAUUAUCAGAGGCAGAACUGCCAAAAAUCAAGAAGAAGAAGAAACCCAAGAAGCUGAAGGAACCUAAAGUGCCCAAGCUUAGUAAGCGCCAGAAAAAAGAGCUUGGAGACAGUUCUGGUGAAGGAAAUGAAUUUGUGGAGGAGGAGGAGGAGGUGCUGCUGCGCUCCGACAGUGAGGGAAGUGACUAUACCCCUGGGAAGAAGAAGAAGAAGAAACUUGGGGCUAAGAAGGAAAAGAAGAGCAAAGCCAAGCGCAAGGAGGAGGAAGAAGAAGAGGAUGAAGAUGAUGACUCCAAGGAACCUAAGUCUUCUGCCCAGCUUCUAGAGGACUGGGGCAUGGAGGAUAUUGAUCAUGUUUUCACAGAGGAGGAUUAUCGCACUCUUACCAAUUACAAGGCUUUUAGCCAAUUUGUCAGGCCACUUAUUGCUGCUAAGAAUCCCAAAAUUGCUGUCUCAAAAAUGAUGAUGGUGCUUGGAGCCAAGUGGAGAGAGUUUAGUACAAACAACCCCUUUAAAGGGAGCUCUGGGGCAUCUGUGGCAGCUGCAGCAGCUGCUGCUGUGGCUGUGGUGGAGAGCAUGGUGGCUAACGUGGAUACAGUUGUUCCUCCGCCCCCAGUUGAAGUCCCACUUCGGAAGGCUAAGACCAAGGAAGGCAAAGGUCCCAAUGCCCGAAAAAAACCCAAGGCUAGUCCUCGUGUUCCUGAGAUCAAAAAACCCAAAACCAAGAAGGUGGCACCUUUGAAAAUCAAGCUGGGAGGAUUUGGCUCCAAGCGUAAAAGAUCAUCUAGUGAGGAGGAUGACCUGGAUGUUGAGUCAGACUUUGAUGAUGCAAGCAUCAACAGCUACUCUGUGUCAGAUGGCUCUACCAGUCGCAGCAGCCGCAGCCGCAAGAAACUAAAAGCAGGAAAGAGGAAAAAGAAAGGAGAAGAGGAUUCUGCUGCAACCGUUGAUGGCUACGAAACGGACCACCAGGACUACUGUGAGGUGUGCCAACAGGGGGGAGAGAUCAUCCUGUGUGACACUUGCCCUCGUGCCUAUCACAUGGUUUGUCUGGAUCCAGAUAUGGAGAAAGCGCCAGAGGGCAAGUGGAGUUGCCCGCACUGUGAGAAAGAGGGUAUCCAAUGGGAGGCUAAAGAAGAUAAUUCUGAGGGUGAAGAGACCAUGGAGGAUGCUGUGGGAGAUGCAGAGGAGGAGGAUGAUCACCACAUGGAGUUCUGCCGUGUCUGCAAAGAUGGAGGAGAGCUGCUCUGCUGCGAUGCCUGUCCUUCUUCUUACCACAUCCACUGUUUGAAUCCACCUUUGCCAGAGAUUCCGAACGGAGAAUGGCUUUGCCCGCGUUGUACUUGUCCAUCUCUGAAGGGUAAGGUGCAGAAGAUCUUGACUUGGAAGUGGGGACAGCCCCCACCAGCCACGCCGGUGCCACGACCGGCUGAUGCAGACCCAAAUGCACCUUCUCCGAAGCCCCUGGAGGGAAGACCCGAGCGACAGUUCUUUGUCAAGUGGCAGGGCAUGUCGUACUGGCAUUGUUCUUGGGUGUCUGAACUACAGCUGGAGCUGCAUUGCCAGGUACUGUUUCGCAAUUACCAGCGUAAAAAUGAUAUGGAUGAACCUCCUGCAGGAGACUUUAUGGGAGAAGAAGAGAAGAGCCGCAAACGUAAGAACAAGGACCCAAAGUUUGCAGAGAUGGAAGAGCGUUUUUACCGUUACGGGAUCAAGCCAGAAUGGAUGAUGAUCCAUCGGAUUCUCAACCACAGCAUUGAUAAGAAGGGGAAUGUUCAUUACCUUAUCAAAUGGAGGGAUCUACCAUAUGACCAGGCUUCUUGGGAGCUUGAGGAGGCAGAGGUACAGGAUUAUGAUAUCUACAAGGCGGCAUACUGGAACCACAGGGAAUUGAUGAGGGGUGAAGAAGGAAGACCUGGAAAAAAGAUAAAGAAAGUGAAGUUGCGGAAAUUAGAGAGACCCCCAGAAACACCAACAGUGGAUCCAACAGUGAAGUAUGAUAGACAGCCUGAUUACUUGGAUGUGACUGGAGGAACCCUGCAUCCUUAUCAGCUUGAAGGUCUGAAUUGGCUGCGUUUCUCUUGGGCUCAGGGCACAGACACCAUUCUGGCAGAUGAAAUGGGUCUGGGAAAGACUGUCCAGACAGCUGUGUUUCUGUAUUCUCUGUACAAAGAGGGACACUCUAAAGGACCUUUCUUGGUGAGCGCUCCAUUGUCCACCAUCAUCAACUGGGAGAGAGAAUUUGAGAUGUGGGCCCCAGACAUGUAUGUGGUGACUUACGUGGGGGACAAAGACAGCCGGGCCAUUAUCCGUGAAAAUGAAUUUUCCUUUGAAGAUAAUGCUAUUCGUGGGGGAAAGAAGGCCUUCAAGAUGAAGAAAGAGGCAUCUGUGAAAUUCCAUGUAUUGCUCACUUCCUAUGAGUUGAUCACUAUUGAUAUGGCCAUUCUAGGCUCCAUUGACUGGGCCUGCCUUGUAGUGGAUGAAGCGCACAGACUGAAGAAUAACCAGUCAAAGUUUUUCCGGGUGUUGAAUGGCUACUCUCUUCAGCACAAGCUGCUACUCACAGGGACACCCCUGCAGAACAAUUUGGAGGAGCUUUUCCACCUGCUUAAUUUCUUGACGCCUGAAAGAUUUCACAACCUAGAAGGCUUCCUGGAAGAGUUUGCAGACAUUGCCAAGGAGGAUCAGAUCAAAAAACUUCACGAUAUGCUGGGCCCACACAUGCUGAGGCGCCUCAAGGCCGAUGUCUUCAAGAACAUGCCUUCUAAGACAGAGCUUAUUGUCAGAGUGGAAUUAAGUCCUAUGCAGAAAAAGUACUACAAAUAUAUCCUGACAAGGAACUUUGAAGCACUGAAUGCCCGGGGUGGCGGCAACCAAGUUUCUCUACUCAAUGUGGUUAUGGAUCUGAAGAAAUGCUGCAAUCAUCCCUAUCUCUUUCCUGUAGCUGCCAUGGAAGCACCAAAGAUGCCCAACGGCAUGUAUGAUGGUAGUGCCCUAAUCCGGGCCUCUGGGAAGCUGCUUCUGCUCCAGAAGAUGUUGAAGAACCUCAAGGAGGGAGGUCACAGGGUGCUGAUCUUCUCUCAGAUGACUAAAAUGUUGGAUCUGUUGGAAGACUUCUUGGAACAUGAAGGAUACAAGUAUGAGAGAAUUGAUGGUGGGAUCACAGGAAAUAUGCGCCAGGAAGCCAUUGAUCGUUUCAACGCUCCUGGUGCUCCACAGUUCUGUUUUCUACUUUCCACCAGAGCUGGGGGGCUUGGCAUCAACCUUGCCACUGCUGACACCGUGAUAAUCUAUGACUCUGACUGGAAUCCACACAAUGAUAUUCAGGCCUUCAGCCGUGCUCACAGAAUUGGACAAAACAGGAAGGUGAUGAUUUAUCGCUUUGUCACACGAGCAUCUGUUGAAGAACGGAUCACGCAAGUGGCCAAGAAGAAAAUGAUGCUGACCCAUUUGGUUGUGAGGCCAGGGUUAGGCUCCAAGACUGGUUCUAUGUCUAAACAGGAACUGGAUGACAUCCUCAAGUUUGGUACUGAAGAGCUUUUCAAAGACGAAGCCACUGAAAGUGGCAAGAAUCUACGUAAUGUGACACAAUGUGAUAUCAAGGAAAAUGAGGAUGGCAGUGUCAUCCAUUAUGACGAUAAGGCAAUUGAACGCCUACUGGACCGGAACCAGGAUGAGACGGAGGAUGCUGAGAUUCAGGGCAUGAAUGAGUACCUGAGCUCCUUCAAGGUGGCCCAGUAUGUGGUGCGUGAAGAGGAAAUGGGGGAGGAAGAGGAGGUCGAACGGGAGAUUAUCAAACAAGAGGAGUCUGUGGAUCCAGACUAUUGGGAAAAGCUGCUUCGUCACCAUUAUGAGCAGCAGCAGGAAGACUUGGCCAGGAAUCUGGGAAAGGGCAAACGCAUCCGCAAGCAGGUCAACUACAACGAUGGCUCGCAGGAAGACCGAGGUAGUUGUGCGUGCGUGAGAUUGGAGGAAAUGGUUUUAUAUUUAAAAAGUUUGGGUUUUUCCCAGUCCACUUACUUUGGGCAUUCUCUUAUCUUUCCAGAUUGGCAGGAUGACCAGUCAGAUAAUCAGUCUGAUUACUCUGUAGCCUCUGAGGAAGGAGAUGAAGAUUUUGAUGAGAGGUCGGAAGCUGCUCGCCGGCCUAGUCGGAAAGGCCUAAGGAAUGACAAAGACAAGCCCCUACCCCCACUCCUUGCUCGUGUAGGAGGCAACAUUGAGGUUCUGGGCUUCAAUGCUCGCCAGCGGAAGGCCUUCCUCAAUGCCAUCAUGCGCUAUGGGAUGCCACCCCAGGAUGCCUUUACUACCCAGUGGCUGGUGCGGGACCUCCGUGGGAAGUCAGAAAAGGAGUUUAAGGCCUACGUCUCUCUCUUCAUGCGCCACUUGUGUGAACCAGGAGCGGACGGUGCAGAAACGUUUGCUGAUGGUGUCCCACGCGAGGGCCUGUCCCGACAGCACGUCCUCACGCGAAUAGGGGUCAUGUCUCUCAUACGCAAGAAGGUGCAAGAGUUUGAGCAUGUGAAUGGACGCUGGAGUAUGCCGGAGCUAGCAGAGAUAGAGGAGAACAAGAAGCUUUUGCAGCCCAGCUCACCUUCCCCCAAGACCCCAACUCCCUCUACGCCAGGAGACACACAGCCUAAUACCCCUGCCCCUGUUCCUCCAACUGAGGAGGUAGUGAAAAUAGAAGAGGGGGUCACUACCAAGGAUCAAGGGGAGCCCACAGAACCUGAGAAGGAGACUAGUCCCACUGUUGCUGCUGCUUCCACUGCUGAGAAUGAAUCCCCGGUUGAGCAGGCUCCUCCUGCAACAGAGACCCCUUCACAGGAGGCUAAAUCCCCUGUGAAUGCUGUGGAAACCGAAGAGAAGAAACCAGAAGAAGUAGAAGUGAAAGAGGAGCCAAUGGAAACAGAAAGCAAAGCUGACAUAGAGAAGGUGGAAGAGAAGACGCCUGCAGAGUCAAACCCUGAGCCUCCAACAAUUAACCUUGAGGAGAAGGCAGAGGAAAAGAAAGAAGACGACAAGAAGGAUGUCGUGAUGCUGCAGAACGGGGAGACACUUAAAGAGCCUUCUGAAGACCGGCACAAGAAAGCCUUGAAGCAGCGGUUCAUGUUCAACAUUGCAGACGGAGGCUUCACUGAGUUGCACUCCCUGUGGCAAAAUGAAGAGCGAGCAGCUACUGUUACCAAGAAGACCUAUGAGAUCUGGCACCGGCGCCAUGACUACUGGCUCCUGGCAGGAAUCAUAAACCACGGUUACGCUCGCUGGCAAGAUAUCCAGAAUGAUCCUCGUUACGCCAUCCUCAAUGAACCUUUCAAGGGUGAAAUGAACAGGGGCAACUUCCUGGAGAUAAAGAACAAAUUUUUGGCCAGGAGGUUUAAGCUGCUGGAGCAGGCACUUGUGAUCGAAGAACAGCUAAGGAGAGCUGCCUACCUGAACAUGUCAGAAGAUCCAUCCCAUCCCUCUAUGGCCCUGAACACCCGUUUUGCUGAGGUGGAGUGCCUAGCUGAGAGCCACCAGCAUCUAUCCAAGGAGUCUAUGGCUGGAAACAAACCAGCCAAUGCGGUGCUUCACAAAGUGCUGAAGCAGCUGGAGGAGUUGCUGAGCGACAUGAAGGCCGAUGUGACGCGGCUGCCCGCCACAAUUGCCCGCAUUCCUCCAGUGGCUGUGCGUCUCCAGAUGUCGGAGCGCAACAUCCUCAGCCGCUUGGCAAACCGUAGCAGUGAGCCUCCUCCGCCACCACCGCCCCAGCAGGUGGCUCAGCAGCAGUGAAACGCUUGCCCAGUGCUGACAACCCAGCGAUUCAGCUGAAGUGACAUACACACACCCUUGUUUGAAUUCUGACCCCCUUCCCCCCCUCUGCCUGGCACUCCUGAUCAGAUGAUGUCCUCCCUGCAUGGGGGAUGUGGCUGGAGAGAGGAGGAAGUGCAAUUCUCCAUAAGCUGCCAGUUGCACUUGGAUUGCACUUGGGUGUGAUAAGGGGACAUUGGACGGACUCUGUAUAUAGUGACUGCUGGAGGCUGCAGCGCCACAUCUGUUACACAGACCUGGCUGCGACGCGCAUCACCUUGGCCCACACUUCCUUGAUUUUAAUUUUAUUUUGAGUUUGUUUACCAAGACGAGUGCAAGCAAAAGUCAGGACAGACACAGCUACCUCCAUCAAGAUCCUUUUAAUACAAAAACUGACUGGACUUGUCCUCUGAAACAGCUGGAAAAAAGACAAAAAAAUCUUGAUAAAAGUUGAAAAUAAAGGUUUCCUUGUAUUUUA